Sebastes umbrosus (honeycomb rockfish) is the source of this 1634-nucleotide messenger RNA. RefSeq names its product sperm acrosome associated 4 like (gene spaca4l). NCBI's taxonomy places the organism in Eukaryota, Metazoa, Chordata, Actinopteri, Perciformes, Sebastidae. The record is from RefSeq and is a predicted model, not a curated record. The transcript is spliced from 3 exons. Bases 108 to 500 code for a protein of 130 amino acids.
AGCUUGAUCACAAAUCAUUAUAACGGUCUGAGACGUCCUUCACAGGCAGAAAGCCUCUCCUUGAAAGUCAUAUAACUUUACUCCUUUACUCCUUUUUACCUACCAAGAUGAACAGAAUUAUUCUCCAGCUUGUUGCUGUUGGAUUCUGCUUUGCAGUGGUUCAAACUCUGCAGUGCUACAAAUGCAUAAUUGGCAUCGGGGACGUGUGCAUAACGAGUAAGACCGAUUGUGCAGUGGGAGAACAGUGCUUCAGUGGUGAAGGCAAAGCAGCCAACGUCAUCAGUAUCAAGAUGAAGGGCUGUCUAGAGGUGGCCAAGUGCAACAAAACUGAACAAACGACCAUCCCCGGCACCAGCUCCAACGCCACCGUCUACACCAUUACCAAGACUUGCUGCGACACCCCGCUGUGCAACGUCGCGCCCGGCCUGCCCGGGACCUCCGCGCUGAGCCUGGCUCUCGCCACCGUCACUGCUCUGUUUGCGGCCAACGUCCUGGUUUGACCGAAAAACACAGUGGAUGACAGAUGACACAAAGUACACACACACACACAUAAAACACACACUACAUAUUGCACACACAAACCAGCACUACAAAGAUUAAAUUAUCUCCUCACACAUGAGAUUUUUCACCACAUGGGUUCACUAUUCUUGAGGCGUAUUAAACGUCACACAAAUGUUAAUAUCCCUUCACAUUAAAUUCCCUCUUUUGUUUUUGUACUCUUUGAUUAAUCAGUGAGCUGUCCCAGCAUGUUGACAGACAAUUUUAAAAAGUGUAACACAAAGAUGAUUUAAAGGAGUCCACCACCUGUUUAAUGUACCCGGCAAUUAACUUGAAUGAGUAGUAAAAAUGUUUGAUAAAUGAAUCGCAUUUCACUGUGUGACCAAAAUGUUUUUGUAGGUUAAUUGGUGCCAUUACAACUUAAAGGAAUAGUCCAACAUUUUUGGAAAUGUGCUUAUUAGCCGAGAGUUAGAUGAGAAGAUCGUUACCACUCUCACACAUGAACGUGUUAUUGUACUUCUCGUCUAUCUCUAUGCAAGAAAAGGAAUAAUCAUAUUUCACAAAAUGUUGAACUAUCCCUUUAAUUUAUUGCUUUUGAUCCACUGUAUUGUCAUUUUGGAGGCCACAUAUCUCAAAUAUAUAGAUUUUAAAGCUCCUAUGAACAUUUAUAUUUUCAUUUGCUUUAUUAAUGUGUAGCUAACAUAAUGUAAAUCGUCUCUUGGCUUAUUAUGUCUGAUAGUAUCUGUGAAAAUAUUUCUUUUUGUUUUGCCGUUUCUCUUACUUUGACACAAAUGGCUCCAUCAGUUCUGUGUUUAACCUGUUUUAUAUUUUUGGUAUUUGUGUCAAAUCCACACUCACACGUUACUCGUAAACCGUGGGGCAAAAGCUUCUGUUUAUCUUGCUAGUUUUGAAUGUAUAUAUACGGGGGGAGAACGUGAUUCAAUCCAUCACGUUUGCUAGAUAUUGAAAUGUAAUUGAGAUUGCAGUAAUUUGAAAUUCAUCCGGGCCGAUCUUUGAUGAUUUGUGUUAUAUCUAAAGUUUCUGAAAUCAGCACUUCUGGCAUUAUUCUCUAAAAAAAAAAGAAUGAAUGUUUUUUUGCGAAAUUGAUUAUGUAAUUUGAAAAAUUCAAUAAAUAU